GUACUACUACGCGGUGGUGGAGUGUGACAGCGCGGCCACGGCGGCACACGUGUAUGGGGAGUGUGACGGCAUGGAGUUUGAGAACAGUGCCAACCAGCUCGACCUGCGCUUCAUCCCCGACGCCAUGGCCUUCAACCACCGACAGCCCCGCGACUCCUGCACCCAGGUGCCAGGGGACUACGAGGCACCGGUGUUCACCACGCGGGUGCUGCAGCACAGCACCGUGAAGCUCACGUGGGACGAGGACGACCCCACCCGCGUGCGAGCGCUGCGCCGCAAGUUCGCCUCCGACCAGGAGAUGCAUCUGCCUUCACCACUCCCUCUCCCCUCUUGCUUCCCCCCUUUUUAUUCCCCUGAACACCCUUUCCUCCGUUCUCCCUUGUUGUUUUGCUCCUCCUGUUUUCAACCCCCCCUCCCCCCCUUUCUCCUGCGGGCUGGGCAUGUCCUCACGUGUCCUGUGCGAUGCUCUCUGCAGGUGGCGGAUCUGGACUUCCACGACUACCUCGCCUCGUCCUCGGGCGAGGACGAGGAGGAGGAGGGGGAAGAGGAUGAAGAGGAGAAAGAGGAGGAGCAGGACGAGGAGGAAGAGAGAAAGGAGAAUGGUGGCAGGAAGGAGGAGGGGAAGAAGAAGGGCGGAGGCACAAGAGAGAAGCUGAGGAUGCUGUUGAAGGGGCUGGCGGGGGAUGGCGGAGGCAAGGGGAAGAAGGGGAAGGGGAGACCGGGAGAGGCAGAGGGGGAGGAGUCGGAUGGGGAGGGGUGGGGGUCAUCAGGGGUGGAGGGCGACAUGGAGGUCACGUUCAGCACGGGGCUGGCGGCGCUGGGCGACAAGCUGGCGCGGCGCCGCAGCGAGCAGCAGCGCAGUGGCAGCGAGACGGUGUUUGAGGCGUACCAGCGCCAGCGCAAGGAGCGCCGCAAGGAGCGCCGCCGCCUGGCCGAGGCGAGCAAGGCGGCAGGAGGGGGCGCAGGGGGGAGUGCGGAGGAGGAGGCAGGAAGCGACGACGAUUUGUACGACAGCAGGCGCGUGCAGCAGGAGGACGACCCGUUCUUUGCCCUGCCCGCAGAUGAGGACCCCUUUGCUGAUCCCUUCUUUGCCUCCACUCAUGCCGGUGCUGCUGCGGGCAACGGAGGGGCUGGAGGGGUGAAGGGAGUGAAAGCAGGGAAGAGUGAGUAUGAGAGGAAGGCGGAAGAGCGCGAGAGGAAGAGGGCGGAGCGGGAGCAAGAGAGGGCAGAGGAGGAGAGGCGGCGGGCGGAGCUGGAGCUGCUGCUGAUGGAGGGGGGCGAGGGCGGGGCGGUGAAGGGGUUCAACCUCACGGCGCACGCACGCACGGCCAACCAGCAGCGCCGCGUGCAGGGCAGAGGGGCCAGGGGGGCGCAUGGCGCAGCGGGGGAGGAGGAGGCUGACGGGGAGGGAGGAAGAGCACGGUCGGUGGGUGGUGGGGGCAAGGUGGGGAGGGGCGGAAGGAAGGGGAGGAGUGUGGAGCAGGCGGGGCAGGAGGCGGGGCGGGGUGUGGACGUGGACGUGAAUGACCCACGCUUCGCUGCUCUCUUCACCUCUCCGCACUUCGCCAUCGACCCCACCGACCCCCGCUUCCUCAAGUCGUCAGCCCCGCAGCGCCUGAUAGCGGAGAAGCAGCGCCGCCGCGUGCCAAGUGGCGCAGCGGGCGGGGGAGCAGCGGGUGGUGGCGGGAGUGGCAGCAGUGGCAGGGGUUCCGCCAGCCAUGCGCGGGGGGUUCCAGGGGGGCUGGCAGGUGGGCGGGGGGCUGGGGAUGGGGAGGAGGGGAAGGGUGCGGGUAGUGGCAGGGCGGAGCUGAGUGUGGUUGUGAAGAGCCUCAAGCGCAAGAUGGGGCAGAGCACACACAAGGCAGGGCCGGGAACAGGGAAGGCAGCGCCAGGGACAGGCAAGGCGGAGGGCCUGAAGAGGCAAAAGAAAUGA
Closterium sp. Naga37s-1 is the source of this 1933-nucleotide messenger RNA. NCBI's taxonomy places the organism in Eukaryota, Viridiplantae, Streptophyta, Zygnematophyceae, Desmidiales, Closteriaceae. The record is from the annotation of a GenBank genome assembly.